This is a messenger RNA of Ixodes scapularis (black-legged tick), 1474 nucleotides long. It is a transcript of the gene Rpn9, whose product is annotated as 26S proteasome non-ATPase regulatory subunit 13. The transcript has 12 exons. NCBI's taxonomy places the organism in Eukaryota, Metazoa, Arthropoda, Arachnida, Ixodida, Ixodidae. Gene Ontology annotation, biological process: ubiquitin-dependent protein catabolic process. Gene Ontology annotation, cellular component: proteasome regulatory particle, lid subcomplex; cytosol; nucleus. Gene Ontology annotation, molecular function: structural molecule activity. The record is from RefSeq and is a predicted model, not a curated record. Bases 311 to 1450 code for a protein of 379 amino acids.
UGUGUCUUGUCGGUUUCAACUUGCUACCGUGUACUCCUCAUCUAACACCUGAAACUUUUAAACGGUUUAUAUAAUAAGGUACUUGGUUACUUUUUAAUAAUUUCUAAGUGCAAGCUCUCGCUGGAAUAGCACCCAGCAGUCAUCUGUUUGUCCAUUUAUGGACAGUUACAAAGCUUCACUCGUCAACAUUGUGCCCGGUGCCAUUGCAUUCUGCAAGCGCUGCGGGCGUCUGUGUCUGAGCGUGACUUGCCAAAACGCUCGCAAGUAGUGAGCUUUUUUGCCUGCCUUGAUUUAUCGAGAGACAGAGAAUAUGACGAGAGACGUGGGUGCGUAUCUGACCGCUCAGCAGGCGGCCAGCACGCCGGAGUUGUCCAAGGAGUGGGCCGAAUUCGAAGAGCUCUACAACAAGCGCCUCUGGCACCAGCUGACGCUGAAGCUGCUCAAGUUUGUCCGGUCGCCGCUCAUGCAGAAGGGGGAUGCCUUGCUCAAGCUGUAUGAGAAUUUCAUUGCAGAAUUUGAGAACAAAAUGAAUCCUUUAUCCUUUGUGGAAAUUGUGAUACAGAUUGCACAUCAAAUUAAAGAUGUGAACGAGCGCCUAGAGUUCAUCACCAAGACCAAGGAGAAGGUGAAGGGCAACACGGAAGCCGUGGUGCUGUGCAACGUCACCUACGGACAGCACAAGCUGGCUGCGCAGGACUUGGAUAGCGUCAAGAAGGUGCUGGAGGAGACAGAGGCGCUGACGGAGUCCCUGGAAGGUGUGACGGAGGUGCACGGGCGCUACUACCAGCUGUGCAGCGACUACCACCAGGUGAUGGGCAACCACAAGGGCUACUACCAGGACGCGCUGCGCUUCCUUGGCUGCACGCCCCUCGACAAGAUCCCACGGGAAGAGCAGGCGUCGAGAGCCUUUGCCCUCUGCCUGGCCGCUCUCCUGGGAGAGGGGGUCUACAACUUUGGAGAACUGCUGGCCCACCCAAUCCUGGAGUGCCUGCAGAACAGCGAGCAGCAGUGGGUGGUGGAGCUCCUCUACGCCUUCAACAGCGGAAGCCUGGCACGCUACGAGUUACUCAGGUCCUCCUGGGCACAGCAGCCCGACCUGGCGGCCCGGGAGCUGUCCCUGCGCCAGAAGAUGUGCCUGCUGUGCCUGAUGGAGAUGACCUUCCGGCGGCCGGGUAACCACCGUGUCCUCACCUUCAAAGACAUCGCCGAGGAGACGCAGCUGCCCCUGAACGAGGUGGAGCUGCUGGUGAUGAAGGCCCUGAGCCUCGGCCUGGUGAAGGGGACCAUCGACCAGGUGGACUCGAAGGUGCACAUGAACUGGGUCCAGCCCAGGGUCCUCUCCAAAGAACAGAUUGGGUGCAUGAAGAAGCGCCUGGACGCCUGGAAUGCAGACGUGGCCUCCAUGGAGAAACUGCUGGAGACCAAGGCCCAGGAGAUUAUCUCCAUGUGAUGCAGAAAUAAAGUCUGGAAACAC